Messenger RNA from Chenopodium quinoa (quinoa), 2437 nucleotides. Its product is annotated as deoxynucleoside triphosphate triphosphohydrolase SAMHD1 homolog. Gene Ontology annotation, cellular component: nucleus. The record is from RefSeq and is a predicted model, not a curated record. Gene Ontology annotation, biological process: dGTP catabolic process. Gene Ontology annotation, molecular function: dGTPase activity. The transcript has 19 exons. Bases 522 to 1934 code for a protein of 470 amino acids. Lineage: Eukaryota; Viridiplantae; Streptophyta; Magnoliopsida; Caryophyllales; Amaranthaceae.
GUAAACAGCCCUAAGUGAGUAGUUAUAGGGUAGUUAUUGAGAUUUAUUAAGGAGAUAACAAGUAAAUUGAUUCAUCAAACUUAUUUAUUUAUUUAUUUAUUUAUUGUACUUGGUAUUAAUUGCAAAUCUUUAACACAUUCCCCAAAUUACUACACUCCUAACCAAUUAAACAAAAAUGUAACCCCACCUUAAUCAAGAAACGACAGUCUUUUCAUAUCUAUCACCCCAACAUUAAAAGCAAUAAAUCAAAUUAAAUACUCGUAAAAAAAUAAAUAACCUGUAAUAAAUAAAUAGGUUCUUAAAAAAAAAGAAAAAGAAAAAAAAGGCAUAUGGCAUACCCCUAUAUAUACACAUUUCCUCUCAAAAUUCUCUCUGUUUGUCACUGAACAAAGAGAAAAGCAGGCUUAUUUUGCUGCUCCAGUUUCCUUGCACGCUACUUCUUUCUCUCUCCUCUUUCUCUCUCUACUUUCUCUCUCUUCCUUUCACUUUCACUCUGCAAAUUACCUUCUGCUCGGAGAAAUAUGGGAGAAAUCGUCGCUGCCGGAGUUUCCGAACUGCAAAAUCUCAGCUCUUCCGAUUGUCGCCGGUAUUCUAAGCAUGUUAAAGAUAAUGUUCAUGGAUUCAUUCUUCUUGAUCCGCUUGCACUGAAGUUCAUAGACACCGAACAAUUCCAGAGACUUCGCGAUCUUAAGCAGCUUGGAGUAACAAACCUGGUUUUCCCUGGGGCUGUACACUCUCGGUUUGAGCACUCGCUAGGAGUCUAUCAUCUUGCUGGUGAAGCUGUUAAUGAACUUAAAAGAUACCAAGGUUCAGAGCUUGGAAUUGAACCUUUUGAUGUACAGUCGGUAAAAAUUGCUGGGCUACUGCAUGAUGUUGGUCAUGGUCCAUUCAGCCACAUGUUUGAAAGUGGGUUCCUUCCCAAGGUUCUUGGUGGUGCUAAAUGGUCUCACGAGGAUAUGUCUGACCGCUUGGUUGAUUACAUAGUUGAUGAGCAUCACAUAGAGAUGGAAGAUGGCAUGUUAAAGAAAGUGAAGGAAAUGAUAGUUGCCAGUACCGAGCAUGGUUCAGCAGAGCGUGUGAAGGAGAAGAGGUUCUUAUAUGAUAUUGUUGCAAAUGGAAGAAAUGGAAUCGAUGUUGACAAAUUUGACUACAUAGUUCGUGAUUCUCGAGCUUGUGGUCUUGGCUGCAGCUUUCAAUUUGAGAGGUUGCUGCAAACCAUGAGAGUGAUGGAUGAUGAGAUAUGCUACAGAGCCAAGGAAUAUCUUACUGUUCACAAGCUGUUCAAUACCCGUGCUGAUCUGCAUCGAACAGUCUAUACGCAUGCUAAAGUGAAGGCAGUAGAGCUUAUGGUGGUUGAUGCACUGCUGAAAGCAAAUAAUUUUCUUCAAAUUGCUUCUAAGAUUCAUGAUCCUGCUGAAUUUUGGAAGUUGGAUGACACUAUAAUAAAAAGAAUUGAAACUGAUCCUCACCCAGAGUUGAAAGAGUCUAGAGACUUAAUUUUGCGGAUAAGAAGGAGAGAUCUCUAUCAGUUCUGCAACGAAUUCACUGUUCCAAGAGACGGUCUUGAGCACUUCAAGGAAGUUACUGCCAAAGAUAUUAUUUGUUCACAGGUGUCUGGUGGGGUGACCUUACAAGAAGAUGAUGUUGCUGUGAGCAAUAUCAAGAUUGACCUGACACAAGGCAAAAACAAUCCACUUAAAAGCAUCAAAUUCUUUCAGGACUAUGAUGUUGAUCAGAACUUCACUAUUAGCGAUCAAAGCAUCAGCCAGCUACUGCCUUCAUGCUGUCUAGAUAGAAUAGUCCGGGUGUACUCUAAGAAGCCUGAACUGGUUGCAGUGGUGUGUGAAGCAUUUGAGAACUUUCAGCAGCAGAAAUAUGGGAGAAAAACUCAAGUGCAUGGAACACCACAGAAGAAGAAGCAGCGAAGACUUUGAAGCUGCCAACUUAUGAAAAUUGUCAAGUGUACAUACCUGAAGACCAAGGUGUAUAUCAUAGUAUAUUUUGUAGGUAAUAUGCAGACUAGUUUAAGCUGAAGGGGUUUUAACACGUGACUUACAUCUGUGUACUCUGCACAUUGGUGACGCAGCAAAGUUCUAGUCUCAUAGCUGAAGUAAGAAAAAUAGUAGUAGCAGUAAAUGACACUGAUUUUUGGGAGCUUAAUUUGGUCUUAUAUUGAAGACCUUCUCACUGAAUUUACAAGAUGAGAUUGAAGAACUGGACAUCACAUUUUUGGCUUCGUCUGGUGUUGCCCGUCAGUACGAUUCUUGCAGCGCUAUCACAAGUCUGGAAUAGGCAGCACAUUCCUCAUUAUUCUUUUUGUAAGAAGAAUUGAUGUUUGUACAUAUCCAAAACUCCAGAUGUAUACACUACUGUAGCGUAUACAAAUUUCGAAGUAUAUUUGUUGGUUUAUAUGCAGUAUAGCAGCCAAUUGGUAACA